This is a messenger RNA of Fusarium oxysporum Fo47, 3470 nucleotides long. Its product is annotated as Zn(II)2Cys6 transcription factor domain-containing protein. Lineage: Eukaryota; Fungi; Ascomycota; Sordariomycetes; Hypocreales; Nectriaceae. The record is from RefSeq and is a predicted model, not a curated record. Gene Ontology annotation, molecular function: zinc ion binding; DNA-binding transcription factor activity, RNA polymerase II-specific. Bases 1 to 3399 code for a protein of 1132 amino acids. The transcript is spliced from 4 exons. Gene Ontology annotation, biological process: regulation of transcription by RNA polymerase II.
AUGGACGAUCUACUCGCAAUCUCAAAGUCCAUCCUGGACAAGGUGCCGCGGCUCCAAGCGCUAGACAACUACUUCAGAACUCCAGAGAUCCUUGCGCGACAGCAACGUGUCGAUCAGCUCGAGGAGCUGGCCCAGCAGAAUGCUAAGAGAUUCCGCGAGGACACAGCUGGCAAGAUUGAUAUCCGGCCGUUUAGGACCCUCGUUUUGGAGCAAUUCAAGCUCGAGGAGGAAAUCGAGAAAGACAAAGCUCUGUUUUUGAAACAGCUCCUCAACGACUGGGGUACGGUUCCGGAAAGCCUUCAGGCGCUCGCAGCUUCUACAUCCCAAACUCCACAAAAUCUUUUGCAAGCGCCCCUGCCAGCUGAUUCGAUACCCACGCCCCCAGCUCCACGAGCUCCAUUUCCAACUAGUUCGAUACCUACACCUUCGCGCAGCUCUGCAGUCCACGAUAGUCUGGAAAGAGCCGAGCCAGAGCGCAAUGCGACCGCUGGAUCCCAACCCUCAUUGGCCGACAAUGCCGAACGUGUGUCGAGCAGAAAGCCCCGAACCUCUGCAUCUCAACGAAGAUCCUCCAACAUCUCGCGCGAUGAGAAUCGACCCAUCAAACGCAGUCGUCGAGGCGAAAUAACACCUUCCCUUACACCAGACCGAUCUAUCAAUUUCAACGAGGUCUACAAGGGUAUCGACGCUCCAGCCAAGUACAGGAUUGUGCAGUUUCCGUUUCGCCAAGGAAAUUGGUACAUCUUGGAGUGCAAGGACUGCGAUAUCCAGUUCCGAGGAGAGGAUGUUGUUGAGGAUGCAUAUGACCAUUUCUAUCACAACCACGGCCGCAGUUUUAGUACCACAGAGGAGCAAGUUGUUCAGGUGCUGGGCACCCAUGUGUCUGACUGCAAUACCGAGCUCGCCGAGAAAAACAAUGCGCUCUGUACCCUACCUCCGGAUCCAGAUGGCAACGAGACAGAGCUUGAAAAUGGAGAUGAAGAGCCAUCCGAACGCCCGAAGCACGCGAAUACACGAAAGAAAGGGAAACGCGGGAGACGGAAGAAUCCCUCCGCUCAUUGGGUGCCUCCUAAGGCAUUCAAGGAUGUUGAUCCUCGAAUCAUCAAUGCAAAGCCGGGCGACAUCGUCUGCUUGUAUAAUGACAGAACCAAGUCCUUUUCUCCUCUCAUGAUCCUUCCGUGGGGACCUUUCCCACGUUUCAAGCUCAAGAAGGUCUUACAGGACGUAAAACUCCACACAACAAUCCCCAAAUGCUAUGAUGGUGCAAAACCCACGGAUCUUACUCCGUCACCUUGGGCCCCUGGCUAUGAAGACAAUGGCGACUUGGCUCACAAGCGUAGCCUUCCGGGUCUUUUCUUUCGUGCUGCUCAAGAUUUCCCAUAUGACUGCAGGUCGGGUUGGGUCCCGUUGAACAAGCUCAAGGUCUACGAUAAGGCUUGCCCUCGCACUCGGAACAAAGAAUCCGUUGAAGAGUACAUCGAAUACUAUGCAGAGUGGUGCAAUGACCCACCGACCGGGGGCAUGCAGGAUGAGGCGACCGCACCAGAGAGAACCCAUCGGCUUCAACCAGGAAGCCAUCGAGGUCCUGAGAACAGCGCCGUAGUUCAAAGCCCUCGACACUCGGCAGAACAGAACAGUGUUGCGCCUACAAUUGAAGAUGUUGAUAUCAAGGAAGAGCCAGAAGAUGACAACGAACAUAGCGAAUAUGACGAAAUAGAAGAGAGUGAAGGCAGGGAGGAAGAAGGGGAAGAACACGUGACAUCGCAGGGUAGUAUUCAUUACCGUAUUAGGCUGUUUUUGCGACAGGUGCUUGAUGUGACGCUGUUCCUACAUGUUUCUCUUUGUGAUGAGCAAAGACCUCAAUGUUCACGAUGUCUCGACAAAGACAUCCCAUGUGAAUAUCCUCGUCAAAAAUCUCGUGCAUUGAGAUCACCUACUCAAGAAGACACAUGGAGUCAAUUCCAGUCUCUCACCAUCCCAACGCCAUACUACGCCCGUUCAACAAGCGCGAGUCUCUCAACGUCAGAUCUCUCACCGGGCUUGUCGCCCUAUCUCGCACCAAGCCCCAACUUCACUCUCCUCCCGCAAGAAAUCCCUCUUCCAUCCGUCGAUCUCGGCGCCGCAGAGCUUGAACUCUUUAGUUACUAUCUAUCCCACACAGCGCGCUCUCUAGCCUACGAUGAAGAUGAUUUGUAUGCUUUGCAAGUUGGAUUUCCCAAUCUUGCUUUCAGAAGUAAACCCCUCAUGAGCUCUAUACUCGCUCUCGCAGCUGUGCGAAAAUGUCACGAUUUGAUAUCUCAACCUUUGCAGAGGAUCGACAAGAGUCAAGUUAGGUAUUUACUUGCUCUUGCAGAUGAACAUCAUAGGGUUUCGCUUCGGCAGACGAGGGCUGAUAUUCCAAUUGCUAAUCAUUACGAUCACGUUGUUGCGAAUGCACCGCUGAUGGUCCUUUACGCAACGGCGAAUCACGCUGUGAGAAUUCACGUUGAAAAGACAUUGGAUGCAGGGGAGAGAACGAGUUUGGCGCCGGUGCAGUUACACUGGAUGACACUCAUUCGGGCGGCGCAUUUAGCGUAUACGGGUCUUUUGCACUCGACGAAGGAUUUUGGAUUCUUGGAGGACUUUACGGCUAGUCCGCCUGACAUCACCUUGAACAGCCAGUCAACUAAUGGCUUGGUUCCUUUGGGGGAGAACGGACCUACGCCCCAGACAGAGCAACUUCUCAUGCCUAUUAUCGCAGCGACAUCGGGGUCAGCGCUGGAGAAGUUACGAACGAGAGCGCAGGCUUUGGAGUUUACUGCGCACUUGAAGCCAUCCUGGGAGUCACCGGGUGAGGAUACUGAACUUCAAGCCUGUCUUGUUGCCCUCGAAGCGCUGAGCAGUAUCGUGAAUGAGCUGUUUCACCCAGAUCAGAGCGCUUAUACAGAUUCCCAACAACCUGAUCUAGAAGCGGGUUGGGCUGCACUGAGUCAACUCUCAGAUGUAUCACCUUGGCUACGAAAUUACAUGGCCCGCGUAACAUUCUCGACACCACCCAAACCCCUCCGCCGAACAAUAAUGUGGUUCCUGAACCGGAUUCCCAGCGAAUUUCUCAGCAUCGUCGAGUCUGUGCUUGAUAACAUCCCCACAAGUCCAGGAAGUAUUCCCGACGAGGGUAUUCAGUGUGAAGGCGAUGUCUCUGAGACGACGAGACUUGCCAUGGAUAUCUUCUCUCAUUGGCUUGUUUUGGUUAUGCUGUUAGAUGGUGUUUGGUGGAUUGGAGGUAUUGGGGCUUGUGAGUUGGGGAGGAUAGUGAAGUAUACGAGAAGGAAGAAUUUCUUUGGGGAGUUUCUGGGGAUGGAGACGUGGUGGCCGAGGAGUAUGCUUCAUAUUGCUAUGGAGAUAGGAAGUCAAUCCUAGGGCAGACAUGGCAUGGUAUAAUGUUUAAUGGGAUGAGAGAAAAGGUUUGGAUGUUUUUACGGAUAACGGGG